GUCAGUACCUCUAUAGGUCGUGGUGGCAAUCGAGUGUGAAAUAGCAGAGCUGCUCUUGGGGAUGCUUGGUCCCACGGUUGUCUGGGAAGCUCAAAAAGUCAGACCUAUGCAGUCUGGCUUUAACAUGGAGCUAAGGGAGGUCCUAGGAGUUACCGCCUCUAAAUGCCCCAUUGCUCGAAUACGGUCUGAGCUGUGCAUCGGUCUAGUUUGAGUUUGACUGGCAGUCCUUGGCCCCAGCUGAAAAUCCCAGACCUGCUAUCCUGCCCGAGGCUCCCUGAAAAACUUCAGUCCUGGCCUAAGUCAGGAGUGGGAAGCAGCUGGAGGAGCCUGUUCCACUGCUGUCAGCACUGUCUAUCCUGGCUGUGCUAGAGCCUCACCCCCUGCCAUUUGCCACAUGCUGUCAGCUUCAGCCCUGGCUGCCUGCUGCUAAGAGACAGCAGGGUGGGGCUGCGGGGGGAGGACUGCUGACUGAAGAAGAAGCAGCCCAGCAGCUGGGAGAUGCAAGAGAGCUGGGUGGAGGGUACAAAAGGCAGAGAAGCCUUAAAGGACGAGAGACCUGAAAUGUACCUGCACAAGUGCACAUUUCUCUCCAGAUGCCCUUCAGUGGCAAUUCCUCUGUGACUCAUCUUCACAAACCCAGAAAGAACCAGAACGAGAUUAUCAUGUGCUGGGAUUUCUUUUGGGACCAGAGAUUUGAUCUUCCACCAGCCUGAUCUCCAGCUAAAGGUGAGACUACACACCCUGCAUCUUAGGGUACAUCUACACUACCUGCCAGAUUGGCGGGCAGCAAUCAAUCCAGUGGGGGGUUGAUUUAUCGCAUCUAGUCUAGACGUGAGAAAUUGACCCCCAAGCACUCUCCUGUUGACUCCUGUAUUCCACUGCCAUGAGAGGUGCAGGUAGAGUCGACGGGGAGUGGCAGCAGUUGACUCACCGCAGUGAAGACACCGCGGUGAGUAGGUCUAAGUAUGUCGACUUCAGCUACGUUAUUCACAAAGCUGAAGUUGCGUAACUUAGAUCGCUUCUCCCCCUGCUUCCCUCAGUGUAGACCGGGCAUUAGUCUUCACAUGUAAGUCAGCAGUGUGGAGAUGCGAUGUGGCAGAGACAAGCCAGACAUCCACCGUAGUCUCUCCAUCAAACACAGUGGAGGCCUCCCUGCAGUUACAAGCUCUGCUGACACAUGGCGGGAUUCAUCCCUAGCCCGGCGCAGGGACCAAGACGGCAGACAAUGCACCUCCCCUUAAUUGGGGGCUAGUUUGGCCCUUUGGUGGCUGUCAGGGCAGCUGUCAUUUACACUAUGGUUGCAACAGUCUCUGUAGACCUUUGCACCACUGCCAAAAGCUGCCAUUCAGGAAUGCCCUGUCCACUCCUGCUCCUCCACUACUGCCCCUGCUCCAGGGUUAUGGAGCUGGCUACACUGACUGUGUGCCCAUUGGAGACGCUUGCUACGCUGGGGGUAUUCCCUGAAUCUAUAUGGCACAUGACAGGGAUGAAUUCCCCCCAUCCCCAAUGCACCACGAAAAGGGCUCUCUCUAUGUGUGUAUAUAUAUGUUUCAGCUGUGGUGCUGAAAAGCCACUUGCUCUGGUCCAGGGUGCAACGAAACCUUAAUCCGCCUCUGUGUGGAAAAAGCAGAGACCAUCCCUUCCCAUCUGCUUUGCAAGGGUAGUGUGAAUCUGCAUGCAGCCACUCUGUGAAGUGACAGGACAGAGGGGGAUUUCUGGAGUAACUUCUGUCUUCCAAGAUCUUGCUCCCCUUUUUGGGGACACCCCCAUCCCUUCCCACCGACCGCAUCGGAGCGUCCCCUCUGCACCUGGACAAGAUCAUUUUCCUCCUUGAAAUCUGACAGUCCCAGUUUCCCACUUAAUUGUAGCUGUUACUGGGGGAGGGGAGCCUAAAGAGAUCAGCCAGGCCAAUGCUCCCUCAUGGAAGGAGAGCAGCUAGGAUAUUACUCUUUUGUAGGGUGGGAGUGGGAAGGAGCAGAUGAGGUGAUGGUCCUGUGACAUUGACAGACCAGGUGCCAACUCAUGGCAAGUCCCGUAGGCCUUGCUGAACUCUGACAAAUGCAUAGCUGGAAACCAGUCUAGGUCACCUAGGUGUUAAAAUAGGUAUCAGAUUCAUAAAAACAUAUUUAGUGUUUAGACUUUAUGAAAUGCUUGUGAGUUGCUACAUGCGUUAAUCUCACUUACAAUAGCUGUGUCCCAUGUUCGAAGAUAUUAGAGAGUUGGCUCUGAAACUCUAAAUCAAGAGAGCAGCAUUACCAACUAUGAAAUACUAGUUUGCCACAAGAGGUCUCAUCUUCUGCCCAACAAAAGAAGGCCCAUAGAAACCAGACAAGCCGUUGUGGAACAUCAGAGGACAGAAUACUUUCCUGAUUGUUUCCCCCUCCUGCCAUGAAUGGGACGUGCAUGUGGACUCGUCCCACCAGCUUGAACUCUGGCGGAAGCAAAUAAAAAUCCCUGGCAAGGAGGAACUGUAUCUUUAUGCUGCUUGGACUCUGCGGGGAAAGGAUUACUAAGUAUAAGCAAAAGAUCCCCAGCACAUGGUCUGGAUUAACCCUAGGGAUAUAUAAAACUUACUUAUUAUAGAUGCUUCUACCUCCCGUUGGAACCUAAGACUGUAACUCAUGUGUGUGUUUACCUGCUUUAAGCUUGUCAAUAACUCCCUUACUUCUUUUUUUUAGUUAAUACAUUUGUAUUUAGUUUAUUACAGGCUAGAAAUGUGAUCUUUGGUAUAAGAUCUUAAGUGCAGUUGACCUGGGGUAAGUGACUGAUCCUUUGGGACUGGGAAUAACCUGAAUAUUGUGAUUUUUGGUGUGAGGGACUGGGAGCUCUCUAGAAGUGUGAGGUGGCACCGGCACCUGGACUGUGGCCCUGUCCACAAGGCCCCACCUCCGCUUGGCCUCUCUCUUCCAAAGUCCCAUUCUUGCUCCACCUUUUCCUGGCCCUCUCCCGAGGCCCUGCCCACUGCCACUUGUUCUUCUCUGCCUCUUCCCCUGAGACUCCCCCACUGCUCGCUCCUCUCCGCCCCCUUCCCCAAUGUGUCCCACCCGCCUCUCACUCCUCUCUGCCUCCUUCCCAGAACGGGAGUCCUGCCCUAGGGGAGCGACGGAGGAGAGGAGGUGGAGAUGAGCGAGCGGCAGUUGGGGGGAGCCUUGGGAGAAGAGGCGGAGCAAAAGUGGAGUGGAGUGCAGGCGGGGUCAUGGUUCAGGUGCGGCGCCUCCUCCGCACUUCUGUGGAGCUUCGCUUCUGGUGGUCCAAAGGCAGUGGCAGGCCAGCGUGCCUUCGGAGGGGUGACCCAUGCUGCCGUGGCAUUUCCCCCAUGCAUGGCCAGCUUUUUUGGGGAGGUUUAACCUCCCCUGGCCUCUUAUACACACCACCCAUGGGGAUCUCCAUCCCCUCACAAGACUUGGAGGGGUUAAGGUGGCAGUUGGGCCAAUGAACUCCCCAGGUUGCACCUGCAGGAGGUGCCAGGGAGUAGGGAUUAAUUAGAUGAGACUCAGCUGGGCAGGAACAGGAGCCGCCUGUAUAAAGCCCAGGAGUGGGGAGCAGAAAGGGGCUGCAGGGAAGUAGGCUGCAGUCACGGCCUGGAAGAAGGGAGGCAUGGUUGGGGCCACAGUUACUUCCUGAGAGGUGGGAGUUUGGGCUGGCAAACCCAGGGAGGUGGGGAGAGCCAGCAAGGUAGGGGAGGCUUGGGAGAAAGGCAGCAAGGUUUGCUCCCCCAGCCACUGGGGAAAUGGCUCCAAUGAGGCAGUGCAAUUGCCCCAAAAGCCUUUGAUACCCCAGAAGUGGAGGACCAUAGUGGCCUGGCCGCAGGGCCAGGUCACAGACAGGAAGCUGCAGCUCCUGGAUCAAGAGGGGCUGCAGGGUGAGAGAAAUAGAUGAGCUGAAAGGCUGCUAGAGGAGGGCACAGUGCCUGGGAAGUGCUAAUCCCCAGAGUGGCCAGGAGGAGGCGCCUCUAGUGGUGAGUGCACCCUCAUGACAAGGUCCCUUAGUGAUUAAACCCCCUCCGGGUCAGGCAGCUGGAGUAACUUUCCCGAGUCAGCAGAGUGCUGAUCCCUUAUCAGGGAAUGGGGCUGGGGCAGGGUAUUGAUCAAGACACGUCAAUUCUUUGCUCAGAGGAAGUUGGGAAGCAGAUAAUUCUUUGAUUUGCAGCCUUCCCCAACGGCUUGGAGAGAUGGGAGAGAGCUGUUAAUGUGUAACUCUCCGAGACCUAUAAGAUCUCCUGCGGGAGGUGUACCUGAGCCAGAUCCUCAGCAGUUCCCAGCCGCGUCUAUCCAGCACCAGCAAGGAGGAUGUCUGAGAAAUUUGAAAUCUUGAACCUGGAUCUGAAAGCAGGGAACAGCCUGAAGAUAAAGGGCAACAUCGCCAAUGAUGCUGAGAACUUUGUGAUUAACCUUGGCAAGAGCCCUAGUGAGCUGGGGCUGCACUUCAACCCUCGCUUCAAUGAAUCCACCAUCAUCUGCAACUCCAAAUGUGCCAACUGCUGGCAGUCGGAGCAUCGCGACAAGCACCUGUCGUUCUCCCGGGGCUCGGAGGUCAAGUUUAUCGUCAGCUUCCUGGGAGACAAGUUCAAGGUGAAGCUGCCAGACGGGCAUGAGGUGGAGUUCCCCAACCGGCACAGCUACGACAAGAUCACCUAUCUGAGUGUGCAGGGUGGGUUCAAAGUCAUCUCCUUCAAACAAGAAUGAUGGGCCCCGCUUCCCUGCUCUAAUAAAGACCCCAGGUGAGGGGCUAGUUUGUCCCAAC
Messenger RNA from Gopherus evgoodei (Goodes thornscrub tortoise), 4743 nucleotides. RefSeq names its product galectin 2 (gene LGALS2). Gene Ontology annotation, molecular function: carbohydrate binding. The transcript is spliced from 5 exons. The record is from RefSeq and is a predicted model, not a curated record. The coding region runs from base 4290 to 4685 and encodes 131 amino acids. NCBI's taxonomy places the organism in Eukaryota, Metazoa, Chordata, Testudines, Testudinidae.